GGGCUCUCCGGGCACAGCCGCCCGGGGGGGUCGCGGCGCUGCGGGGAGCGGGGCCGUGAGGGGCCGUGAGGGGCUCGGCUCUAUGCGGGGCGGCCAUGGAGAAGUACCUGGCGGGGAGCGGCCUGUGGGCCAACGGCUCGCUGGGGAACGGCAGCCUGCAGCCCGAGGACAGGGCGGCCGCCAGGAACGGCACCGCGGACCCCUUGAAGCGGAACGAGGACAUGGCCAAGGUGGAGGUGACCGUGCUCUGCCUCAUUCUCUUCCUCGCCCUGAGCGGCAACCUGUGCGUGCUGCUGGCCAUCCACACCACCCGGCAGAAGCAUUCCCGCAUGUACUUCUUCAUGAAGCACCUGAGCAUCGCCGACCUGGUGGUAGCCGUCUUCCAGGUCCUGCCCCAGCUCAUAUGGGACAUCACCUUCAGGUUUUACGGCCCCGACUUGCUUUGCCGGCUGAUGAAGUACUUGCAGGUGGUGGGGAUGUUCGCCUCCACCUACAUGCUCCUGCUGAUGUCCCUGGACCGCUGCUUGGCCAUCUGUCAGCCGCUGCGGUCCCUACACAGGCGGGCGGACCGGGUCUCCGUCCUGCUCACCUGGCUGCUGUGCCUGCUGGUCAGCAUCCCCCAGAUCCACAUCUUUUCCCUGCGGGACGUGGGGAACGGAGUGUAUGACUGCUGGGCGGACUUCAUCCAGCCCUGGGGACCCAAAGCCUAUGUCACCUGGAUAACCCUCAUGGUGUACAUCAUCCCAGUGCUGAUGCUGAGCGUCUGCUAUGGCUUAAUCAGCUUCAAAAUCUGGCAGAACGUGAAGCUGAAGACGGCCCACGGGCCCGCCGGGGAGCUGAACUCCACCGCCCGCGGCGGAGCGGCGUUCGCCAGGGUCAGCAGCACGCGGCUCAUCUCCAAAGCCAAGAUCCGAACGGUCAAAAUGACCUUCAUCAUCGUGCUGGCGUUCAUCGUGUGCUGGACGCCCUUCUUCUUCGUGCAGAUGUGGUCGGUGUGGGACACCAACGCUCCGCACGAAGCCUCCCCGUUCAUCAUCGCCAUGCUGCUGGCCAGCCUCAACAGCUGCUGCAACCCCUGGAUCUACAUGCUGUACACGGGGCACCUGUUCCACGACCUGAUGCGGCGCUUCCUCUGCUGCUCCGCUCGGUACCUGAAGGCACGGCCGGCCUGCGAGCUCAGCGUGGGCAGGAAGAGCCACUCGUCCUCCUUCGUGCUCAGCUGCCGCAGCAGCAGCCAGCGCAGCCUGGCGCAGCCGGCCGCCACGUGAGGGCACGCCGGGCCAAGAGCUGGGAAACGCUGGGACUGGGAGAGGGGAGUGCUGUGUAAAUAGGUGUAAAUACGGCUGUGCGGAUGGGGCUGGGCAGCGGCCAGGAGGGCUCGGGGCUGAGCGGCACCUGAGCACAUCCCCACUGGUGGCUUUAAUACAUGGACCGUCACCAGAGCCCCACCUGCACCCCAUGUGGAGUGAGAUGGGACAGAGCAGGGCAUGGGGCUGAGGGCGGGGACUGCGUGCUGGCAGGAGCAAUGCCAGCAUGGGAAUGGGAAUCUGUGCAAUAACAUCUGCUGAGCGUGCUCCGGGCUUCUCCUACGGCAUUUGGGUUAUGCUGGGGCUCCAUGCGGUUGAGGAGCUGCCAUCAGGUCCCCCGAGGCCAAGCACUUUUUCUGGGUUUGCAGUUGAUAGCGUUUUAUCUUUUCCACCGAUGCAGCCUUCUUGCUUUGUAAUGCACAGUCAUGCUCAUGGCAUGGGUUUUUUAAUUGUUAAGGAAUACCUGUAAAUAAAACUUUCUGACCGUGUCCUGAUGGAGGGGAGGUGCAAGACGAGCACUGUGCCAAAGCACAAAGGCCAUGGAUGGGUGCGAUGCAUUACACAUGGCAUUUGGUGUGAGGGUGCUUUUGUGCACAGGGCAGUGUGCUGAGCUCUGUGUGCAGGGCUCCAUGUGCGGUACUAGAGGGGACCCAGUGCUGCCCCCCUUACUGCCUGCAGCCCUGUGUGUGCAGCAAGGUUCAGCCUUAGUGUUGGGAGUGGGUAUGAAAGCAGCGCGCUGAAAUCUGUACCAGUUUCUUUUCCCACUGUCACCAACACGUAUAUUGUCACCUGUCAGGUUGUGCCGUUCCUUUGCAUGUUUUUCCAGGAGCUUUGAGGGAACUGUUGGCACACUGCUGACCCUGACCCAGCACAGCCCAUCUCAGCACCAGACUGGUUUAAAGUGUUCCCAAAGCACA
Molecule: messenger RNA, 2224 nt
Organism: Coturnix japonica (Japanese quail)
Lineage: Eukaryota; Metazoa; Chordata; Aves; Galliformes; Phasianidae
Gene: OXTR
Product: oxytocin receptor
Biological process (GO): maternal process involved in parturition; cellular response to hormone stimulus; positive regulation of vasoconstriction
Cellular component (GO): plasma membrane
Molecular function (GO): vasopressin receptor activity; peptide binding; oxytocin receptor activity
Source: RefSeq, a predicted model, not a curated record